Molecule: messenger RNA, 836 nt
Organism: Magnolia sinica
Lineage: Eukaryota; Viridiplantae; Streptophyta; Magnoliopsida; Magnoliales; Magnoliaceae
Product: endoribonuclease YBEY, chloroplastic-like
Exons: 3
Coding region: 1-750 (249 amino acids)
Biological process (GO): rRNA processing
Molecular function (GO): metalloendopeptidase activity
Source: RefSeq, a predicted model, not a curated record
AUGUCUCGAAUGCUCGCCCGCGCUCUCCCUCUCGCAUCCAAAUCUCCUCCAAUCACAGCCGUCCAUUCACGCUCCUUCUGCCCUUCUCCGGCCUUCUCUCCAUGUUCAUCCAUCUCCCACCGUAGCUUCCACGUGUCCUCCCAAAAUCCGAACCAUCACAGGACGCUCGCGGGAAUUUUCUUCCGGAAGUUGACGCGGAGGAGGGCAGCAGCGAAGAAGCAGUCCUCCAAGGAGAAGCAGUUAGAGCUCAAUGUCAGCAUCUGCAUUGAAGAAGAAAUGCCCGACGAUCCCGAAGUUCUGAACAUUGCAGAAAUACUUCGAUUAAAUGUUCCCAUGGCCAUGAAGAUCACAUUCGAUGGUCUGAAAGAUUCAGAGUACAAAACAAGAGAUACUUCAAUAGAUGAUGUUGGUAAAUUUGAAAAGGUCGAGCUAUCUGUACUGCUUUGUAAUGAUGAUUUUAUUCGGAAGCUCAAUAAAGAUUGGAGAGAUGAAGAUCAUGCUACGGAUGUUCUCUCCAUGUCACAGCAUGUUCCUGAACUUCAGCUUCCCAUUCUUAUGUUAGGCGACAUUGUAAUUUCUGUUGAGACUGCUGCAAGACAAGCAAAGGAGAGAGGGCAUACUCUUCUUGUUGAGAUACCCAUCCUCAUGGUUGGGUCAGCAGUCUUUUUGACAUGGUUAUCAUGUGUUGUCAUAAUAACUAUUAUUUGCAGCAUUUUUCACAUUUAUUCAACUUGUAGUCUGCUAUAUUAGCUUAUUUUGCAGCCCUCUUUUUGUACUGUUGGGAUGCCUCUUUCUUCCAUGCCUAUCGAGUUUCCAUAGGGUUGUCCACAUUUUUA